UCAAGUAAAACUUAAAUUUUAUGCAAAACCAGCAGACGGCUUUUGUGACUACGGUGCGGUAUACGGACUUUUCUCUAUAAGGAUGACCUUUCUGUGCGCUCUCUUGGCUGCCCUUCUGGCAAGCAUAAAGCUAAUAAGCGCCCAAAAUGGCGUUGGUAUUUCUCCUAUAACUUCAACGGUAAACAGUUCUCCUCCAGUUUUUCACGGAUCGCCAUCGGUUUCUGCUUCUGGAUCCCAAGAGUCUUCAGAAGAAGAAAACUCAAGCUUAUCCCAUGGCAAACACCAUCCGCUCUCCGAACUAUUUGGCGGCAAACAUUCCAGAGACAUCAAAAAGCAUAUCCGGAAAGCGUUGGGUCGGGCUCUGUUGAUGAAGAUUUUAACCGGUGCUCCAGUCACAGUGACUAUCGAGGCCACCCAAAGGAUCACCUUCGAACAGAAAGGUCACAAAGGCAAGCAUCGACCUCAUCACCACAGUAAACCUCAUUCGCCACCCGUUAUCGAUCCAGCAACAUGGACAUUUGGCGAGAGACCUGCAGAACCGCCCCAUGGAGGUUUCGUUCCUCAGCCGUUUUCGCAACAGAUUGGAUCCAUUCCGGUAGAACCAGUUGUUGCACCAAUGAUCAACUCUGGAUGGACAGGAUAUCCUCAGCCAGGCAUUAGCUCUGUCCCAGCUUUCCCGGUUGAACAAAUCCAAGGUAUUCCUCAACCAGCUGUUGAUCCGAUCCCCAUUUUCCCACAACCGGCCGUCGUCCCAGUUUUUAAUCCAGUGCCACAAAUACUGGUUGCGCCUACAAGCAGUGAUGCUCCACCAACUUCCGUCUCGACUGUUUCACCUUCUACGACAGCAUCGGCUACCACCAAACCUACAGGAACCGAGGCAUCAACCGGGACCACUGGAAACACUACUCCCUCACCUACAACCCCCAUGUCCACAACAUCAACGGUACCUCCGACAACUUCUCGCUCUUCAUUAGCUACCAACUCCAUGCCGGUAUCCUCCCAACCCGUAACAAAUUCAAAUGCACCUAAUUCUACCACUGCUGCCGUCUCCCCACCGUCUCCAAGCUCAAGCGCAGCACCGACGACAACCACCACUGCAAAGUCCACCAGUACUGUCCAACCACAAGUUGCACUGAGCCAAAAUCAAGCGACGACGAAACCAAGCGACAAUAAUACCACACGACCAGCAACACCAGCUGCGCCGACAUCAUCACCGUUACCUCCUACAACUACAACAGCGCACUCUGCGUUAGUGACCGCCAACUCUACGGCGUCAUCUCGGCCGGUGGCCAGUUUGAAUGCAUCGUCCACCACUGCUGCAGCAUCCACAAGCACAAGCGCAGCCCCGACGACAACCACAAGGCCUCCAAGUACUACUUCGACAAUAUCGAGUCCCUCGACAAGGACAACACCGCAACCCACCACGAGCAGCACCACCACCACAAGUACUACCACGACAUCAACGACGCGUUCAUCAAGCACUAGCACAACGCCUUCAACUACACCACGAACGUCCAGCACUCCGGCGCCCACGACGACCUCAAGGUCAACGUCCACGACCACCACCUCGACUACUACUCGCGCACCGAGUACCACCACUGGCAAGUCCAGUCCGGCAACCACACCCAAACAGCCUGGUCCAGCAAUAGCAUUAGCCGCUAAGCCUGCCUCAAAUGUCCCUAAACCAUUCUUUUAGAUAUUAUGCGGCAAUCAGGAUUCCAUGAUGCAUGAUUCUACUUUGGACGCUUCCUUUGUAAUAUCCCAGUGAAAAAGGAUUAAUUAGUUAUUGUCUGGUUUGAUCUGUUACCAAAAUCCACACUACGAAUGUACUGGUCUAUUUAUUAAUUUCUGAAUAAAAAAACAGCACAAAGCCA
Molecule: messenger RNA, 1874 nt
Organism: Paramacrobiotus metropolitanus
Lineage: Eukaryota; Metazoa; Tardigrada; Eutardigrada; Parachela; Macrobiotidae
Product: mucin-5AC-like
Exons: 1
Coding region: 83-1696 (537 amino acids)
Source: RefSeq, a predicted model, not a curated record